This is a messenger RNA of Tarenaya hassleriana, 2318 nucleotides long. RefSeq lists its product as uncharacterized. The transcript is spliced from 2 exons. Lineage: Eukaryota; Viridiplantae; Streptophyta; Magnoliopsida; Brassicales; Cleomaceae. The record is from RefSeq and is a predicted model, not a curated record. The coding region runs from base 1000 to 1596 and encodes 198 amino acids.
ACCAAGACCUCCACCGGUUCCUUUCCCAUCCCGUCUGAAGAAGCACAACGAGGAUCGACAAUUCAUGAGAUUUGCCGAGAUGCUAAAGAAGUUCGAGAUCGCCAUGUCUUUCACAAAAUCCAUCCUAGAGAUGUCAUCUUACACGAAGUUUCUCAAAGACAUACUCACGAAGAAUCGAGUAGUGAAAAAGGAGACGGUAUCGCUCAACAGCGAAUGCAGUGUGUUAAUUCAGCAUGAGUUACUGCCCAAGCGAGCCGACCCAGGAAGUUUCUCAAUAUCCUACAAAUUGGGUAAUGUUCUAUUGACAAAGCGUUAUGUGAUCUCGGAGCCAAUGUUAGCCUUUUCCCGUUAUCGAUCUUCAAGAAGGCGAAUGUAGGAGAGUUGAAGCCAACAAGGAUGGUGCUCCAGCUUCCUGACCGAUCGGUGAAAUAUCUCGCUGGGAUAUUAGAAGAUGUACCAUUUAAGGUGAAAAACUUUUAGUACAGAUCGACUUCGUGGUGUUGAACAUGAACGAGGACUCGAGAGUAUCGAUCAUCCUUGAUCGUCCAUUCCUUAACACUGCAGAUGCAAUCAUCCAUGUGAGAGCUGGCACGCUGACUAUGAAGAUAGGUGACGAGAUAGUGGAGUUUACUCUUGAUCAGAACCUCAAGCAGCCUUCUGUCAUGGAGUCCUCAUACUUCAUUGACAUGUUCGAAAUCUUGACAGAGGAGGUAUUUGAUCAACUGUAAGAUCACGCCCCCUGAAAAUGAUGCUCCUGAACUCCGAGGACAAUGCUGAUAAGGAGCAUAUAUAGACCUUUAGCCGAAUAUCGGAUGCACCCGACAUACCCCCGAUGGACUAUCGAGCAUCCCGAUCAAGGAUGUCCUUUCUUCCGAGGGAGACGCCGAUUUUGAGACCACUACCGCCGCUGAGAUCCAGAAAUCGAAAGAGACUCCAGCCACCACACCUUCUCCACUUAGGUCUGACUGGAGUCAAGAAGAUGCACCUGAAGUGGAACUGAUGCCCUUACCACAAGGUCUUAGGUACAAAUUUCUCGGCUCAGACCGAACUUACCCUAUGAUUAUCAGUUCUUCCUUGGAUGAUUCUCAAGUACGGGAGCUGUUGGAUACGCUCCGGAGAUACAGGAUGGUCAUAGGGUAUACACUUGCGGACAUAAAGGGAAUCAACCCUUCCCUUUGCAUGCAUAGGAUCCAUCUGGAGGACGAAUCCAAGAUUUCCAUUGAGCAUCAACGACGCCUCAACACGAUGCUGCAAGAAGUGAUCGUUCCAAAGAAAGAAGGAAUGAUGGUGGUCACCAACGAGAAGAAUGAGCUCAUUCCGACGAGAAUGGUGACCGGUUGGCGUAUGUGUAUUGACUAUCGUAAGUUGAAUGUCAACACGAGGGAGGACCAUUUCCCACUGUCAUUCAUCGAUCAAAUGCUAGAACGCCUCGCUCUACACUCGUACUUCUGCUUUUUCGAUGGGUACUCAGGUACUUACAGACGAAUUUGGUACUCAAUUAGGAGAAAUGUCAUUUCAUGGUCCGAGAAGGGAUCGUUUUGGGCCAUAAGAUCUCAAAGAAGGGGAUCGAGGUUGACAAGGCCAAGGUUGAGGUGAUCGGAAAACCGCCACCGCCACACAAUGUUAGAGCCAUCCACAUUUCUUGGGCCAUACGGGACUCUAUUGGAGGUUCAUCAAGGACUUCUCCAAAAUCUCGAAGCCGUUUACUGAUAACUCUUAUUUUUCUCUAUAUUUUUAAGAGAGUUUGUCUAGGUUUUACAAGAUAAUCACAUACAUUUAUAGGUAUUCUAGGCGUGUUAGGACACAAAACCCAGUUGUGUUUUAGUUUUGCAGAGUUACAGGUUUCAAAGAUGAUUGGAUGCGAAAAUGAACGUUUUUGGAGCGUUAGAGAUGAAGUUCGGAUGAGAUACUCAUAUUGCGAGAUCCGUAACUUUCUCUACAAAAUUCCAAAUCAUCCGAGACUUAACCAUUGGAAAGAACAUUUCAAGAGCUUCGCAUAGACUCCAAAAUCACGCAGACCCAACAUCAGAGCUGAAAGUUAUGAACAACAUCGUGAAGCCUGAGGAAUUUGCCAGAAAGUGAAACCGGUCCGGUUCCAUAUGGAACCGGCCGGUUCAAGAGGUCCGAGUUCACUUAUUUUGGACCGGUUCAAGAAGGCCAAGAAACAGAAGGUGGAACCGAUCCGUUUCGAUAUGGAACCAGACCCGACGGAGAAAAACCCUAAUUCGCAAUUUUUAGAGUCCUAAAGGGAAAAAGACUCUUGGGAGCCACCCUAGGGUUAUAAAAAAGGCUUAGCCACGUCCUAGAAGAGAGGAGAG